CGACACCGAAGUCCUCACGGGCCACGUAAACUAUUCGCGCGGAGCACCUCACUCCCGCCGCUUGGCGUCAGGGUCUGUUUCGUAGGCGCAGCUGCUCGUGGGGAAAAAAAGAAAGCCUAACGCGCCGCACUCACUCGGUCGUCCCAGCUUCCAAGUUGAAUGACAACCAGGUGGAACGACGGGAGGCGACAGGCAGACUCCGAGGGCCUCACGUGCGGGCGUUAGACUCCAGCUGGACACCGAUUAAGAUAAGCCCCACGAAGAUGGAUUUAUCCUGACCCCCGCCGGGUCCCACUGAAGGGAAAACGAGAACUUCAGAGCGAGAACCCUGGCGUCGAAAGCCGGAACGGCCAAGCCGCGAUCCGCGGAGAGCGCGCCGCCGCCGUUGCCGAACACCGCAGCCGCAGUCGACCCGAUGGCCACGCUGCAGCUGGAGCAGCUGUUCCGCGCGUGUGACACUCGCGGCACGGGAUACUUGGACCGCGAAGAGCUGCGCAAGCUGUGCCACCGGUUCAGCAUCAGCAGCCAGGACGCCGACGCCAUAUUCGAGGACUUGGACCACGACGAUGACGGACGGAUAGACUUCCGCGACUUCGAGAAGGGCUUCCGCGACUUCCUCACCCAGCUUCCGGGAGGCGACACGCCGCCGGAAUCGGAAACGGCGGACGAUGCCGCCGCCGGCGGUGCCACCGGUGCCAACGCGAGGGCUCCGCGACCCUCGGAACUGCAGAAGGCGUUGCGCAGGGCCUCCACCAUCGAGUAUCGCCGGGACUCGGUGAUCAACGGUGGUGACGAGAAUGCAAAGUUGUGGAACACGCAGCGCGCUUGGGGCAACCUGACCACCGAGCUUGCCAAGUCGGGGAACGUCAUCAACGAGGAGACGCUCAACGACUUGUACAAGGAACUUCAGCGUAGCGAAAAGCCGCAGGUCGUGGAGCGUUUCGAGGACGUCAUCGCCGAUCUGUUGGACAACAUGAAGAGGCUUCAGGAGGAGAACAACCAGUUGGAAAACACAUGGCUCAAGGAGAAGAAGGAGCACGAAGAACACUUACGACGCAUGGAGGAAGAAAUGGACAACCUCAAGCUUGUGGAACUGCAAGCCAAAGCCAAGGUGGAGGAGGAGGUCGAGGCGAAGAGGAGGACGCUUCAGGCCAAGAUGAGCGAAGAGAUGAACGAACUGCAGUCGCACGUUUCCCUCUUCGAAAAGGUCGAACAGUGGCUGCGGGCGAACGAGACGCAUGACCGCAAGCUGACCUCGGUACACUCGAAGCUGGACGAGGCGCUGCAGGAGAACCGGCAGUUGCGGCUGAGCCUCAUGGACACGCAGAACAACGUGGCGCUGACACGCAGCGAGCUGGCCCAGAUUCGAUCUCAGUACGAAGACAAGUGCAAAGCCCUCUACGACGAACGGGAGCGCAUCAUGGGUGUACUGCAGGAGCAGGGACUCGCCAGCAAGCAGCUUCAGCAUCUUCAAGAAGCCAACCGAAAGUUGCAAGACACCAACGACAUCUUGCGGAGCGUCUUGGAGAAAGCCGAGGCCGAUAAAACGCACACUCCUGACUUGGUGAGACAAGAAUCAGUACUUUCUGACUACUUUGGGGACGCUGCCUUCAUGCCACCCAUGAGAAACCGAAGGCCGCUCGGCGACCGGAGACCCCUCUUCGACCCCGAAGAAGAGGAGCGGGCCUCGGCCAUCUGGUCGACGAGGGCGCCCUCCAUGGACCAGCACCCCGUGCUGGACCGUAUCGAGAGCGAAGAAGAGCCCCACAUCGUCGACCACAACCACCACGAUCAAGAGGAGCUGCACUCGCUCGAGCGACAGGAGCAGCACCUGAAGCUGCAGCCGAAGGAGAACGGAGACGAGACGGUCGCCAUGAUGGCGGCGGGAGGCCACUUGCAGCCGCCAGCUGCCGCAACUGCGACUGCGCUCGCCGAGGAAGCGGACGAUGUCCUGGUGGGGUUGCCCGGCGUGCACGUUCUCGGGCGGCGGCGCGAGCCGCUUGGCUGCCCAGCAAGGAUUCGUGUCCCGGGGUCCAGCCAAUACAGCGGCCUGUCGACCCUGCGUUCCGCAGCCGCCCUGGACUCGGCCGAAGAAAGCCGCCAGACUGACUACAGUACCCCUCUCCCGUCGCUGUCUUCCGAGACCGUGUCGCUUCGUCACCGGUCCUUGUCAUCGGCGACACCGUCGCUGCACGACCGCGAGGACAGCCUGGACUCCAAUCCAGCAGGUGGCCUGGUCUCGGAGUCUACGACCGCGACGUGCGGAAGCGGUCACAGCAACGGCCCGGUGCUCACGUCUAGGCCACCGCUGCCCGCCAGGAGCACGAGCAAAGCGAGCGACCGGAGCGUGCAGUCGUUGCCACCGUCGUUCGGCGAGUCCGCGUCCAAGGCGUCUUCGUCGUCUUCGGGAAACAGCAUGGAACCCAGCGCGCCCGGCGCGGGUGCGUCCGUAAGCAGCGAGAGCGGCAUCGGGAGCCGGAACACCUGGUGCAGCAUGGAGAGUAUCGAUGACUCACCGAAGCCGAUGACCCGGGGAAAUCUAUCUUCAAGGAGGAUUAGUGAAAUUAAACGGCAACUAGGUGUCGACCCAAGUACCGCGAAGUACCACCGUCGAGCUCCCAGCCCGUCCGGUUCGUGCCAAAGCGUCAACAUCGCUCCUUCACCGAGCGCUCUCAAGACGAGACGGCAGAGAUCGCUGUCUCCCCAGAGGUCGGGAAUGCCUCCCGUUCCGCUUCCAAGGUCCAGAGUCACCUCCCCGGAGCCCAAGCCCGUACCGCGGCGCCACCUGUCGAGACAGGACACGCCGGCCAAGUCGACUGACGAGCCCGACCACGACAAGCCGCGUGAGGACGGCUUCGUCGAAGACCACCGGAGGAACUCGGUGGCACAGAUGAAGGUCUCCGACCAGGAGACUCGGUGCAGCCGCAAGAUCUCCUCCAGUUCCACGUGCUCCGCCGAUAGGUCCAUCGGCAGCUACACUGACUGCACGGGCCCACCCGAGCACACGUUCAGGGUUGUGUUCGUCGGCGACGCGGCCGUGGGCAAAUCUUCGUUCAUCAUGAGACUGAGCAGGGGGAUCUUCAUGCCGCAGCUCACCUCCACGCUCGGGGUCGACUUCCAGACGAAAAACAUCUGCAUCGACAACAAGAACGUUAGUCUGCAGCUGUGGGACACAGCCGGCCAGGAAAGAUUCCGGUGCAUAACGCAGUCGUAUUUCCGCAAGGCUGACGGCGUCAUGCUCAUGUACGACUGCACGAACGAGCAGUCGUUUCUCAACGUGAGGCAAUGGAUGUCUGACCUUGAGGAGGUGGCAUCCCGUGGCAUCCCCAUCAUGUUGGUUUCCAACAAGACCGACCUGCGGGACGUAUUCAAAAUGCAGAGCAAAUCCGUCGUGGAGAGAGAAAACGGGGAAAAGAUCGCGCAAGAAAUGAAAGCUAUCUUUGUGGAGACAAGUGCCAAAGAUGGGUCGAAUAUUAAUGAGGCUGUUGGCGCAUUGACGAGGAGCAUGAUCAAGCACGCGGUACCCCACGAGAAAGACAGCCUCACCCUCAACGAAAAACAAAGCAAGAGCUUCGCCGCAAAGUGCUGCACCAAGUAAAAAGGGGAACGUCUGCACGGAUGUGCACAGUCUACAAAUUCCAAAGCUGUUCCAUGGACAUCACUCUUUUCCUCUUUCGUGCUCGGACAUCAACCUUGCAACGGAUUCGGUUUUUGUCCGGAAUGAGCUCAGAAGUUGCGGUAACGAAUAAGAGGCAAUUGUUCUUUAGAAGAACGUACACCUCGGACAAAUGUACAUUGUCUUAAUUGCAAACUCAUGACGUAUUGUACCAAAAAAGGUCCAACUACCUUUCCCUAAACCUUUUGAUAUUGCUGUAUGUGAGGUAUGGGACUACGCUGCUUAACUAUUUCGGUUGUCCUGGUAACAAAGCAACGACAGACCAGUGCCUUUCAACAGCUAUACUUUUCGACGACAUGUCCUUUUUUGAAAUUUUUUAGAACGUCUUGGGAUCAACCGAGAUACUUGUCAGACCUCUGGUGUUUACACCGGUAUUUGGGACAAGUAGCUCCAGUGAUGUGCCGACAUCAGCCCGUUGGCGCUAAUACCUUUUCUUUCUUUUUUUUUCAAUUUGUGGACUUGAAGAAGAAUACAACUUUAUAGUCCGCAGUGUGCAAAAUGACGACGACAGGUGAAGUUUGUUACUGUCAAUGACGAAACGAUUCCUGAAAGUGAGCAAUUUAUGGCGUUCUUUUCACACAAAUCCUGCUAGCCCAUCGCCGGCCACCAUAUGGACUUUCUUUGUCGUUUGUUUGGCAAGAAGAUAUCGCCUUGCAUGCGGUUAUGCAGCUAGUCUGAAGCUUGUGUGCAUGGAAUUAUGUUCAAGUUACCCUUUCAUAGCGCACAGUGACAAUGCACUGUUUGUUGACAUCUGUUUAGUCAUGCGUGUUCUAGUCUCUAGCUUGUUCAUUUGGCACUUUGCAUGCAGUGCUUCUUAGCCGAAACUUCUCGGCCAGGGGUCUGUUUUAUUUUUUGUUCUCUUUUGUGUCUAGUCAGUCGUAGUAUACAAUAAUUUACGCAAUAAUGUUUUGUCAUUGGAACAGAAAGUAAUGCGAACAGCGGAACCACAGACUGUUAGGCAUGUUGGAUGGUCCAGCCCCCCUGCUCGAUCGCUUUAUGCAUAAGUUAGGGCGACGUUUGAAUCUUUCUGGUAAUCUGUCAGUAUUUACAGCUUCCUCAUUUUCAUCCUGCUUGCUAAGUAACUAUGUGGGUAAGCAAUCUCAUCAAAAUAAAGAAGUGUGUUCACCUACUAGCUGCUGAUAUUUAGCAUAACGGCCCGAGGGUGUGGAAUUGAAUCCCGGCCGCGGCGGCCGCAUUUUGAUGGGGUCGAAUUGCAAAAGCGCUCGUUUACCUUCCAUUGGGUGAACGUUAAAGAACUCCAGGUGGUCAAAAUGAACCCAGUGUCCCCCACUACGACGUGCCACAUAAUCAUAUUGCGGUAUUGACACGUAAAAAAAAAAAAAGAAACAACACUUAGCAUGGUUGAUUACUUGCUAUAUAGUUUGAUUCAGAAACCGUCGAAUUGUGAUGCAACCUGCAAUGUGUUAUACCCGCCAAACAAUUUCAUACAUACAACUCGACACUCGAAACACUUAAGGAUCACGUAGCUAAACGCGGGCUAACUUGAAAACGAACAAGCAAGAAUAGAUUAAAACAACACAUGAAAGUCUGGCGCAUGUUUGGGCGUUUACACAUAUGGCUCCGUCAUUGUUGCAGCAGCCACCGCGAUCCUUCCAAUUCGUCAUAUUUAUUAAUGUCUGCCCGAACGAGGUGUGUUACCGCUGUUAGUAUUCCUUCCUGUGGUUUUGUUUAGGCCCGACUUGCCGAAACACGGCUUUGAGUGUGAGUUAUAGUCACGUGUAAUGAGAAAGGGAACACCGGUGUAACAUUCAAACUAAUGCGGAAACUAUUUAGGCUAUGUUCUGAUCUCCGAGGACACUAAUUAUUGCCCACCAAGAAGCUCUGCUCUUAAUGGGUUGUCACCUGGCAACAGCACAUAAUCAUGGCUCCCCUACUGUAGCGGAACAGCUAAGUUGGUUGCCCUGAGCGACACUCUGAAGCAGGAAACACGUGGUAUGACAUUGCAUCCGAUAUGACGUAUGAUGAAUCUGAAGGAUGUUUGCUUGUAGUGUUGGUAUCUGCUGUAACAUUGGGGCAUCUAUUGGAACUUAUUAGAACUUUCUUUUGGUGGAGUAUAAAAGUGCGUCUACAUUUUUGGAGUCGGUUGUAUCUGAAGGAAUUUGAUUUGGAUCCUAAUGCUGGUACGACUGUUGCAGUUCAGAAAAUAUAUGCUCCUAUUGUUAUGUUGUGUUGGGGCCUGUUGGAAGCUGAUGGGCACUUAUAAAGACGCAAUUGUUGAUAUACGAAUGUUUGUUGGAGUCUUAAAGACAGCUGUACCCAUUAAGGGAACUUGUAUACUGGUUAUGAAAACAUUGGAUGCGGUUGCUUGCAGGACUAGCCGUACUAUGGAUAGCACGCUUAAUAGUAUCGUGUGUCUUUUGAUUUAAGAUGUCUGCGGCAUGUUUUAGUUUGAAUAAUCAGUGCCCUGGAGAACUUCCAUGGUGUACGAUAAACCGGGUGUUCAAAACUAAGCUUUACGGAAUUUUUAAAAAUCGCCUGUGGCAGGUAGCAUAAUUCUUAUCGUUGAGCUGGAUUAUUCGAAGAGGCGGACAUUAGAAGCACGAGAAAUCGAAACACAUAUUCAACUAAUUAACAAAAAUUGACUAAUGAACUUCUUAGUUAAUUACUUUACGACACAUAUUGCAAUUUACGAAUUCUAGCCGGUGAGUUUGCAAGACGUAUCCACUUAAAAUGAAUUUCCAGGAUGACAUCAGUUUUGAGAUAAUAUUUCCCAAAGUGUGGGACGAACUACUUGGGCGUUCCAGUUACUUUUGUGCUUCAAUGCGUAAAACAGCAUUUCGAUAAAAAAGUGGAACAGUGCAUUUCGCCGGGAGUUUGAUGGCGCAUAUCUUCAAACUGGUGUCUUUCUGGAAAUGCAUUCCAAGUGGAUACGCCUGACAAGCUCACCGGCUACAAUUCGCAAAUUGCAAUAUGUGUCGUAAAGUAAUUAACUAAGACGUUAUUUAGUGAAUUUUUGUUAAUUAGUUCAAUAUGCGUUUUAAUUUAGCGUGCUGCUAAUGUCCCUCAUCGAAUAACGCGCCUCAAUGAUAAGAAAUAUGCUACCUGCCACAGGCGAUUUCUAAAAAUUCCGCAAAACUUGAAAAUGAACACCCUGUAUAUAGUCAUUGGACCUUUUGAAUGCAAGCGGGCUGUUCUCUGUAACACUACACGACGAUGUGCUAACACAUUUGAGCUAGUUGGUUUUCUUGAAGCCAUCGCGUCUCUAUGUUUCGUAGAUGCAUCAGCCAACUUGCACCCUAAUGAGAGCAGAAGCCUUGUGCUGUUCCCUUCCUAUGCGCUGUUGCUUUCGACAAGCGCUUAUUGCACGGUGCAUAAUCUCCUGUACAGCCUGUCUUGACCUUUUAUAAAUUAUUUACCUUCCUUCGUGUUGAACGCCUGCGCCACCUGUGUGACGCUGUUUGGCGCGUGCGUUAAGCGAGCGUUAACGCCGGAGGCUGUGCAAAAGUUUCGGAAAGAGUACCGACAAGAAGGGACCAUAUGUGAUUCUACUUUCCUAAAUACUCGUUUGUGGACGUUGUUGGUUUAUUUUGUUGUUGUGUGUUGUUCUCGAUAGUUUGUUCACUGUUUACAUUCAAGCUAUAUUUCACCAUGUUGCCUCUUGGAAAAGCUUAACCGCGCGGUUCGAAAACCGCGUGCUUUUCUCGCGAUCAGCGCUGUACAGUUCAAAAAAUGCUUUCGCCUGAAAACUCGCGCCUUCAUUGAAAUAAUGAAAUAAAGUACAGGUUACUGUC
Molecule: messenger RNA, 7428 nt
Organism: Dermacentor silvarum
Lineage: Eukaryota; Metazoa; Arthropoda; Arachnida; Ixodida; Ixodidae
Product: ras and EF-hand domain-containing protein homolog
Molecular function (GO): GTP binding; GTPase activity; calcium ion binding
Source: RefSeq, a predicted model, not a curated record